Messenger RNA from Ziziphus jujuba (common jujube), 1555 nucleotides. RefSeq lists its product as uncharacterized. Lineage: Eukaryota; Viridiplantae; Streptophyta; Magnoliopsida; Rosales; Rhamnaceae. The record is from RefSeq and is a predicted model, not a curated record.
GCACCAAAAGUCCCCCAAAACCCGUAAACCCCACAGACCAAUCCCUUUAUAAGCCCCCCUCACCUCUCUCUCUUUUUUUCUCCGUGCCUUUUUUAAGUCCCAUCACAUUUUUUAUCUUUUGUCCUUCUUUCUAUCUUCCACUGCAUCAUCAUCAUCACCACCAUCAUCUUCAUCUUCUCCUUAACUUCUUCGCUUAUAUGGGUUUUGAUUUUCCUGUUCUGUUUCGAGAAUCAUUUUGUUCAUGGAAGAAAAUGAGAUUCUCAUCUGGGUAUUGAAUUUCAUUCCUGGGUUGGCUUUUAUUGAAACCAUGAAUUUUUGGGAAAAAACAUACUCCCAUUUAUCAUCCAUUUUCUCGAGUCCUCUGUUUUCAAGCAUUGUCACUCUCUACGCUCUGAUUCUCCUGUAUUUUCCGUACCAGUUCUUGAUCAGAAUUGUUUUCUCUCCCGUUCCGAUAAUAGCUACGGUUCUCUUGCUCAGUCUUCUUCGACUUGGUGCAAUUCAGAGAUACAAAGAUGAAAACCACAAAGAGAAAGAAGACGGGCUGUGCCAAACCGAACCUGUUGUUGAUGCCGGUGAAGGCGAUAUCGGAAACAGAGCAAUCAAGGAAAACAAUCAUACCGAAGCAGAGCAAAUUCCCGGUUUACCAUACGAAGAUCAGUACUGGGUCAUGUACCAAUCCGAAACGAACUCCGAAUCCGAAAUGGGUUACGAUCCAAACCCAUAUUUCGAGGACUCGUUCGUACAAUGGAACGUGAGGGCGCCAUUGGAGGUCAUCUACGAAGCCUACGAAGGUGAAGAAGAAGAUGAGGAUCAGAACGAAAAGGAAGAGAACCGAGUUUUGGGCUUAGAAAGAUACCCGUCUUUGUCUCUCUACUACCCGGAAUCUGAUUCGGAUAGCUCGUCGGACGGUGAUUUUCCGGCCACCGGAGUGUGGGACUCGCCGGAGAAUAUGUGUUUCAAGUGGGAAGAGGAAGACAGAGAAGGGUUGAUUGAGAUUGCUUUGGAUGCAAAUAAUAAUAAGAGGGUAAUGGAUUCUCACGUAGAGGAGGAGAAUCUGAUUGAGAUUGAUAUCCCAGCGAGAAACAAUGAAUUCGCCGGCGAGAAUAGUAGUCUUCCGGCAAGGUUAGGUUCGGUUAAUGUGGACUUGAAAUCGGAAUUUUGGAAUGAAUACGUGUGUGUGUAAUGGUUAAUCGUUGUAUUAGACCGAUGUUUUAAGUACAAUUAAUCACUAAAUCCAAAGGUUUAGAUGUUUGAUUUAGAAUGACUGAUUUACCCUUGGCUUGGGACGCAUUUUUCUGAUAAGAAGGAUGAGAGAAAUGGGUAAAAGAAAAAAAAAAAAAAAAUGUUGGAAAGACACAUGGAGGUGUUUGAUUUGGUGAGAAAAGGAAGCAAUAAGCAUUACGUUUUUGGUUUGAAGUGCAAUUUCCUUUUCUUUUCCUUUUUUCGUUUUUUUUGUGGGAAUUCACGGUUUUUGGGUCGAUAAAGAUUUGACACACAAAAGCAAGCAGAAGGAAUCUUACAUUGCAUCAAUAAACGGUGGUCAUUCCAAGAUCAA